Cajanus cajan (pigeon pea) is the source of this 1924-nucleotide messenger RNA. Its product is annotated as protein RBL. Gene Ontology annotation, cellular component: Set1C/COMPASS complex. Lineage: Eukaryota; Viridiplantae; Streptophyta; Magnoliopsida; Fabales; Fabaceae. Gene Ontology annotation, molecular function: protein binding. The record is from RefSeq and is a predicted model, not a curated record.
UGUGACUUAUUUCUCACUUACCUCUUUCUGUGUUGUAUCUGUGUUGCCUGUGUUUUUCCUCCCUCACUUCACUUCAUAUUCUCUCUGUCUCACUCGGAGCUUCUUGCAACGAUGAACGCACCCAUCAUUGACCCGUUACAGGGAGAUUUCCCUGAAGUGAUAGAGGAGUAUUUGGAACAUGGGUGUAUGAAAUGUAUUGCCUUUAAUCGUCGUGGCACACUUCUUGCUGCUGGGUGCAAUGAUGGAAGUUGUGUUAUCUGGGAUUUUGAAACCCGGGGCAUUGCUAAAGAGCUACGAGAUGAUGAAUGUUCGUCUCCAAUAACCAGUGUCUGCUGGUCAAAGUGUGGUAAUCGAAUUCUUGUAUCUGCUGCUGACAAGUCAUUGUCACUCUGGGAUGUUAUGAGUGGUAAGAGGAUAACAAGAAUAGUUUUACAACAAACCCCUCUACAAGCUCGUCUUCAUCCGGGUUCCUCAAAACCAUCUCUUUGCUUGGCAUGUCCUCUCUCAUGUGCUCCAAUGAUCAUUGACUUGAACACAGGAAAUACAACUUCGCUUAAAGUUUCUACCUUGGAGGUAUCCGAUAAUGGACCAGCCCCUGGCUCACGUAACAGGUGCACUGAUGGAAUUACAUCCUUCUCACCAACUGCUGCAUGUUUUAGUAAGCAUGGCAACCUGGUUUAUGUGGGAAACUCAAAAGGGGAAAUUCUUGUUAUUAACCAUAUAGAUGGUGGUGAGGUGCGUGCCAUGGUUCCUAUCCCUGGUGGUUCUGUAGUGAAGAACAUUGUGUUCAGCAGGAAUGGACAGUAUCUUCUAACAAACUCAAAUGAUCGAAUAAUCAGGAUCUAUGAAAAUCUUCUACCUUUGAAGGAUGAAGUUAGAGCACUUGAUGACCUGAAUGAGAGCCUCAAUGAUCAGAAUGGUGUUGAGAAGUUGAAGGCUGUAGGAUCAAAAUGCCUAACUUUAUUCCGGGAGUUUCAAGAUUCGAUCACGAAGGUGCACUGGAAAGCACCCUGCUUCAGUGGUGAUGGUGAGUGGGUUGUUGGUGGUUCUGCCAGUAAAGGAGAACACAAGAUUUACAUUUGGGAUAGAGUUGGGCAUCUUGUUAAAAUCCUUGAAGGGCCUAAGGAAGCCCUUAUUGAUUUAGCAUGGCAUCCUGUACGUCCUAUUGUUGUAUCUGUUUCUUUGAAUGGCAUAGUUUAUAUCUGGGCCAAAGAUUACACCGAGAACUGGAGUGCAUUUGCUCCUGACUUCAAAGAGCUUGAGGAAAACGAGGAGUAUGUGGAGCGAGAAGAUGAAUUUGAUUUGAUUCCUGAGACUGAGAAGGUAAAAGCGUCUGAUGUUAACGAAGAUGACGAAGUUGACAUUGUAACGGUGGAGAAAGAUCCUGCUUUCAGUGACUCUGAUAUGUCUCAAGAAGAGUUGUGUUUUCUGCCAGCAACUCCCAGUUGUGAUGCUCCUGAACAGCAAGACAAGUUCAUAGAAAGUUCUUCAAAAUUGGUGGACAGUAAUAACUCUGGAUCCCCUCUUUCAGAAGAGGCGGGACCAAAUGAACAUACCAUGAAUCAUAACUCAAGUCCAGUUGAAGAUGAUGCUGGGGGAGCACGAAUCAAGAGAAAGAGGAAACCUUCAGAGAAGGUGUUGGAGUUGCAGGCAGAGAAAAUAAAGAAACCAUCAAAAUCUAGCAAAUCUUCAAAAUCCAAAAGUAAAUCUCUGGUUGAUGAGGAUGAUGGUAAUGGUUUUUAUGGUGAUGCAUUUUCUGAUGAGUAAUGGCUUGUAAAUUCUUGUACAUAAAAAAGCAUGUUUUACUAGAAUUUGUCUUUGUUUGUGUUUCACUUUUGUCAAUCUUCUCUCUCCAUCCCUGCCCUAAUUUUUGAAGUUGGCGUUGGUUUACUCUAGUAAAAAAUAACUGAUGCUAUUAUUAUUA